Monascus purpureus is the source of this 888-nucleotide messenger RNA. Lineage: Eukaryota; Fungi; Ascomycota; Eurotiomycetes; Eurotiales; Aspergillaceae. The record is from the annotation of a GenBank genome assembly.
AUGCGCAUGACCCUGACGCUCCCUGUCGCCUUUCAAGUUCUGAUAGAGUCAAUGCUCGUCCGCCUGUAUCGCGAUGGACAUUCUCCCGAGGAUCCGUUUCUCGAGUUGACGCUGCCUGCGUGCGAAAUCAGACGUUCCACGGAUAUCGAAAUCGACGGGAAGACGACUAGGAUACUCAACAUAGCACAGUUUGGCGACUUCAUAGGCGAUUUUAUGUUCAAUGAAUCGGUCAUGCUGCGUGUCUGUGGUUCGGCGAAAGCGCACUUCAGUGGGAUACGAUCUCGCCUGCAGAUGGACGACCAUGUUAUAGUGACAGGGUUGAACACUUUCCCCGGCUAUGUGAUCAAGUCCUGUCAGCUCCUCAUCCCUAAAGCUCCGGAUGGGGCCCUGUUGGAGGCCGUUCUGGAUCUUCCGAAUCCUUCUCUGGCCACGAUCGAGAUGGGGGAUCUCACGUUGGAUCUGUACAUUGGACCCGUUGUUGUCGGCGAAGUCUUCAUUCCCAACGUCACGUUCGCCCCCGGUCCGAACAUCGUCACGUCGCGUGUCCACCUCGACACGAAGACGGCCAUGUCGAAUCUUCGAACGAUAAUCCAGUCGCAGAAAGAACUGCUACGCCACGGAAAGCUCGGGGUGAAAGUGUCGGGGAAGUCGACGCGUCGCAACGGCGAGAACCUGGUCUACUUUGAAAAGGCCCUCUCCAAGCUGCAGCUAUACUCGCAGGUGCCGCUUUCCAGAGUCCUUGGCAACACGGUCGGGGGGAUUGCAACGUCCAUCGCGCCGGGGAACCUUCUGACGCUGUUGCGGAUGACGGGGAUCAUGGCGAUUCUGCAGGGGAAUGGGCUGGAUCUGGCGCAGUUGACACAGCUGGACCAGCCUCCACCAGGUUGA